Alnus glutinosa is the source of this 1175-nucleotide messenger RNA. Its product is annotated as LOB domain-containing protein 25-like. NCBI's taxonomy places the organism in Eukaryota, Viridiplantae, Streptophyta, Magnoliopsida, Fagales, Betulaceae. The transcript has 2 exons. The record is from RefSeq and is a predicted model, not a curated record. The coding region runs from base 393 to 956 and encodes 187 amino acids.
UGGGAGACAUCCCCACAUCCCUGAAAUUAUUAUUAGAUGCAAGGUCAUAGUCAUUCUUUUUUAGUGUACCUCCCAUUUAUUACCUUUGUCUUUUGCUUCCAUUCCUUCUCCAUCCACUAAAUGCUCUUUGCCUUGCUAGCUAGCUCCUCCCCCAUUAUCCUUUGUCACUGAAUUCGCAGCUCUUUCUCUUUCUAGCUACCACCCUCAUAGAAUUAGGGUUUCCCCAUGGACGGAUCAACAAACAAGUCUUCAAUGCUCACACCUUUCAUUUGCUAAGGCUACUUUUAUGUUGGAAGGACACAGAACAGCUUUUGAAAUAGAUCUUGCAAGGGAAAAAGGUACUUCCCUUUUUAUUCGUUUGAUCAAGAAACCUAGAUCACAAACAGUGAAAAAUGGCUUCAUCAUCAUCCAGCUCCUACAAUUCGCCCUGUGCCGCCUGUAAGUUCUUGAGGAGAAAAUGCACUCCCGGUUGCAUCUUUGCGCCCUACUUCCCACCAGAGGAACCCCAAAAAUUUGCCAAUGUUCACAAAAUCUUUGGUGCAAGCAAUGUGACAAAGCUCCUAAAUGAGCUUCUCCCCCACCAGAGAGAGGAUGCAGUGAACUCUCUGGCCUAUGAGGCUGAGGCACGUGUAAGGGACCCCGUUUAUGGCUGUGUUGGUGCUAUCUCAUUCCUUCAGAGACAAGUUCAAAGGCUCCAGAAGGAACUUGAUGCAGCCAAUUCUGAUUUGAUCCGGUUUGCUUGCAGUGAGAUUAAUCCAACGGCUGCUUUGCCUCCACCGCCAAUGAAUACUCCUCGGCCAAGAUCAAUUGAUCAUCAGUUUAGUAGAAGAAUUGGUAAUGAAGGAGGAGGGUUUUAUCAUCAGCAGCCUCCUGCUUUCCCUCUUCCUAAUUAUCCUCUUCCAUGGAAUGAUAGUCCUUCGGGGAACAUCAACGAUGGAGGGGAAGGCAGUAUGUGAAGAAUUGAAACUCCCUCGGUAUGGUAUAUUAUAUAUUAUGAUUUUCCCCUUAAUAAUUUAUUUGGUGGGUUUAGUGCUUAAUCAUUCUGUUAAAACAAAGAACUUAAUUAUUUUCAGUGUGAAACUUGGGACCUGAAUAAGGCUGUAGAACAUAGAGUACAGUGUGGCUAUUAAUUAGAUCUCUUGUUGUGUCAUUAGUGCAACUCAAGGCAUGCGCAU